Spodoptera exigua (beet armyworm) is the source of this 963-nucleotide messenger RNA. The record is from the annotation of a GenBank genome assembly. Lineage: Eukaryota; Metazoa; Arthropoda; Insecta; Lepidoptera; Noctuidae.
AUGAUACACAAGGUACUGAUACUGCUGUGCCCUAUCGCUUUAGUGAAUGCAGGAAUAAUAAGUACUGAUGGAGGAACUUACUCAUCAAUAUCCACACCGAACUUCAAAAAUAUUCCAAGCCACGUCGUUGAGAAAACUGUUGCCACACCAAUAACUUACACGAGAAUAGUUCAACCGGCUCCCGUAUAUCACUCCAUAUUGUCUACCAAAGAAAGUAACUACGAAAGUCCAGAUGGCAUUCAACAUACAACAUUUACAAAAUCUUUGGAUACAGGUUACGCAACCGUCAACAAGCAUGAAUCAAGGACAAACGAUGGCACAGCUGAUUUAAAUCCAAGCAUUUACUCCUCUUUACUAGUCCUUUUGUGCGCGUUGGCGACAGCCCGUGCUGGUGGUCUUUACGCGGCCGGUCCCGUGGCGUCAUACGCCGCCGCUCCCCUGGCAUCAUACGCCGCAGCUCCAGUCUACAAAAGCUACGCUGCGCCCGCAGUAGCAUACUCCGCGCCCGUCGCAUACUCAGCACCUGUUGUAAAGGCGGUUGCACCCGCAGUGUCAUCCAUCUCUUCAUACUCCACCCACACCGCACACGCAGCACCAUUGGUGGCUAAAUCUUACGCCCCUGUGGCCACUUACGCCGCUGCUCCUGUAGCGACCUACGCCGCUCACGCCGCUCCUGUGGCAUACGCCGCACCCGCUGCCUACGCUGCUCCAGCGUACAGUCACGCAAGCUACGCCGCCCCUGCUGCCUACACCACAUACGCCGCUGCCCCCGUCGCCACAUACGCCGCCGCUCCCGUGGCGUACGCUAAAUCAUACGCUGCUCCCGCGGUGACUUACGCUCACUCUGCACCCGUAGCCACAUACGCCGCUGCUCCCGUUUACAAGUCCGCCCUGACUUACUCCGCGGCCCCUGCUGUCUCUCACGUGGCAUACAACGGCCUUGCGUCUCACUACGGCUGGUGA